Messenger RNA from Colletotrichum godetiae, 531 nucleotides. RefSeq lists its product as uncharacterized. Gene Ontology annotation, biological process: regulation of transcription by RNA polymerase II. The record is from RefSeq and is a predicted model, not a curated record. Gene Ontology annotation, molecular function: DNA-binding transcription activator activity, RNA polymerase II-specific; RNA polymerase II transcription regulatory region sequence-specific DNA binding. Gene Ontology annotation, cellular component: nucleus. The transcript has 2 exons. The coding region runs from base 1 to 531 and encodes 176 amino acids. Lineage: Eukaryota; Fungi; Ascomycota; Sordariomycetes; Glomerellales; Glomerellaceae.
AUGAGAGCAUCGUUGCGCCCGGGGAGUUUGAUACAGGUCGAGACGAUGCCUUUCUUGGCUUACUUGGUAGUAUCGAGCCUUCUCGAUCACCAGAAUCGCAUGGUACACUAUCGACAAUCGCAAACGGCCGCUCAUAGAAACCCUUCGCAAAGCGUUCCAAUCACCUCGGAUAACGCAAGAUCCAUCUUUUCCUCGACCUUUCCUUUAAGAAGCACCACCUCCGGUCUUUUACACACUCAGCCUCCAGCCUCGGAUGUUCAGCGCCGUCAACACUCCGCUUCGGGCACUAAACGGAAAGCCAACGGAUCUCCAACGUCUGAUCUUGAUUCGAUUGAUGAAGAUAACGCCAAUGCCAUCAAACGACAGCGCAACACUGUCGCAGCUCGUCGAUAUCGUCAAAAGGGCCGCGACCGCAUAACUGAGUUGGAAACUACUUUGAAAGGUGUCGAAGAGGAGCGGGACAAACUGAAGUUGCAGCUCGCAAGAAAAGAGGCCGAGGUUGACGCAUUGAGGGAGAUGAUGAAGAAGUAG